CGAUGCGUGGAUUUCCCGGAUGGAGCAGCGGCGCCAUCUUUACGCCAGUGUUACCGGCUGCUCUUCGGUUCACUCAGCGGAGCUUCGGUGCUGUUGCUGAUCCACCACCAGGACUCGCGGAGCAGCCGACAAGUUCUCCCCGAUUCUUUUUUAUUUUUCCGCCGGGACGCUAAGACGAGCCUCACCACCUGCGCGCCAUGGAAGAGAGAGAGAACUUGGUCUACCAGGCGAAGCUGGCCGAGCAGGCGGAGAGAUAUGACGAAAUGGUGGAGUCGAUGAAGAAGGUGGCCAGCAUGGACGUGGAGCUGACGGUGGAGGAGAGGAACCUGCUGUCGGUGGCCUACAAGAACGUGAUCGGUGCCAGGAGAGCCUCGUGGAGGAUCAUCAGCAGCCUCGAACAGAAAGAAGAAAACAAAGGCGGCGAGGACAAACUAAAUAUGAUCCGUGACUACAGGAAGGCGGUUGAGAAAGAGCUGAAAUCUAUCUGCAACGACAUCCUGGAUGUUCUGGACAAACACCUCAUCUUAUCUGCAACCACGGGAGAAUCCAAGGUUUUCUACUACAAAAUGAAGGGAGAUUACCACAGGUACCUGGCAGAGUUCGCCACGGGCAACGACAGGAAGGAGGCGGCCGAGAACAGUCUGGUCGCUUACAAAGCAGCGAGCGACAUCGCCAUGAUCGAGCUCCCCCCGACUCACCCCAUCCGCCUCGGACUCGCCCUUAACUUCUCCGUUUUCUAUUAUGAAAUCCUCAACUCGCCGGACCGCGCGUGCAGGCUGGCGAAGGAAGCGUUCGACAACGCCAUCGCAGAACUGGACACUCUGAGCGAGGAAAGCUACAAGGACUCGACACUUAUCAUGCAGUUGCUACGUGACAACUUGACGCUAUGGACCUCAGACGUUCAGGGAGACGGCGAAGAACAGAACAAAGAAGUGCUGCAGGACGCGGAGGAUGAAGCCCAGCGAGACUGAACAACACCCUCCUCUUCCUCUUUUUCUCGCCCCAGCACCAACUCUGUCCCAGAUCACGCCUUCUGUCUUUCCUCGUCUGUCCUACGUGUCCCCCCUCCCCGCUCUGCACGUCAUCUGUCCCUCGAGGACCACCUCAGGUCCUGGUUUCAGGGGUUUACUUUUCUCCGACUCUGACCCUUUAAGACCACGUCCUCUCUUACGGUUCUUACUUUGCUGUAUCUGUUGCCAACGUCGCUCGUCUGUGAAACACACACACGCAAAAGUUUAUUUAAAGAUGAAACUUGACUUUUUUUUUUUUCUGUGUGUGUGUUCAUGACCGGCACCUCGUCCACGCUGUCGGCACGUUCCGUGCACUUUACAGCGGUGGAAGGGUCACAGGGUUUCAGGAAGAACUAAGUGCCCUCUUUACUUUGUUUGAUUUGCUCCUUUAACGCCUCGCCCCCCCCAGCAUCCCUAACCUCGUCCUCCAUCGGACCGAGCGUUGUGCUCAUGCAGACGCCGUUUCAACGUGAGUGGAGUUGAACGCUUUGAUUGUAACGUUCCGCAGUUUAACAUCGAUGUAAAAGCAGUUUGGGAAGCGGGGGCACACCGUACCUUUACUCCCCUGACUCUUCAGGUUUCCUCGUCCCCCCCCCCCCCCCCCC
This is a messenger RNA of Nematolebias whitei (Rio pearlfish), 1615 nucleotides long. It is a transcript of the gene ywhae1, whose product is annotated as tyrosine 3-monooxygenase/tryptophan 5-monooxygenase activation protein, epsilon polypeptide 1. Gene Ontology annotation, cellular component: cytoplasm. NCBI's taxonomy places the organism in Eukaryota, Metazoa, Chordata, Actinopteri, Cyprinodontiformes, Rivulidae. Gene Ontology annotation, biological process: signal transduction. Bases 198 to 971 code for a protein of 257 amino acids. The transcript has 6 exons. The record is from RefSeq and is a predicted model, not a curated record.